Messenger RNA from Enhydra lutris kenyoni (northern sea otter), 5292 nucleotides. Its product is annotated as laminin subunit gamma-3-like. Lineage: Eukaryota; Metazoa; Chordata; Mammalia; Carnivora; Mustelidae. The transcript is spliced from 26 exons. The record is from RefSeq and is a predicted model, not a curated record. The annotation marks the transcript as partial.
UCUCCCCGCCAGGAGUGGGUCACCAGCACCGAGCUCCUCAUCUCCCUGGACCGGCUCAACACGUUUGGGGACGACAUCUUCAAGGAUCCCAAGGUGCUGCAGUCCUACUACUACGCCGUGUCCGACUUCUCCGUGGGUGGCAGGUGCAAGUGCAACGGGCAUGCCAGUGAGUGUGGUCCUGAUGCGGCAGGCCGCCUGGCCUGCCGGUGCCAGCACAACACCACAGGCACCGACUGCGAGCGCUGCCUGCCCUUCUUCCAGGACCGCCCGUGGGCCCGCGGCACGGCUGAGGCCGCCAACGAGUGUGUGCCCUGUAACUGCAGCGGCCACUCGGACGAGUGUGUGUUCGACCGGGAGCUCUUCCGCAGCACGGGCCACGGCGGGCGCUGCCUCCGCUGCCGGGACCACACAGCCGGGCCACACUGCGAGCACUGCCAGGAGGACUUCUACCGCUGGAGCCCCCGGACGCCGUGCCAGCCCUGCGACUGCCACCCGGCAGGCUCCUUGCACCUUCAGUGUGAUGCCUCGGGCACCUGCGUCUGCAAGCCCACGGUGACGGGCUGGAAGUGUGACCGCUGCCGGCCUGGGUUCCACGCGCUCAGCGACGGAGGCUGCAGACCGUGUGCCUGCAGUGAAGCCGGCAGCCUGGGCACCUGUGACCCCCACAGCGGACGCUGCCCCUGUAAGGAGAAUGUGGAAGGCCACCUGUGUGACAGGUGCCGCCCCGGGACCUUCAGCCUGCAGCGCAACAACCCUGCUGGCUGCUCCAGCUGCUUCUGCUUUGGCCACUCCAAGGUGUGUGCGGCCGCGGCCCAGUUUCGGGAGCACCACAUCCUCUCCAACCUCCGCCAGGGAGCCCAGGGCUGGCGGAGAGGAAGUGUGGGGGGCCCGGAGCAUCCCAUCCAAUGGAGCCCGAGGGGGCUCCUCCUGAAUCCAGAAGACGAGGAAGAACUCACGCUACCAGAGAAGUUCCUGGGAGACCAGCGGUUCAGCUACGGACAGCCGCUCACACUGACCUUCCGGGUCCCUCCUGGGGGCUCCCCGCCCCGCGUGCAGCUGAGGCUGGAAGGGGCGGGCCUGGCCCUGACUCUGAGGUGCUCCGGCCUCCCCCUCCCCGGGCCCCCAGACUCCCGCCAGCCCAGGGAGGUGAGGCUGAGGUUCAGGUUGCAGGAGACCUCCGAGGACGCGGACCCUCCGCUGCCCCCCUUCCACUUCCAGCGGCUGCUCGCCAAUCUGACGGCUCUGCGCAUCCGGGCUGGCGGCCGCGGCCCAGGCCCUUCUGGCCAGGUGUUCCUGACCGAGGUCCGGCUCACAUCCGCCCAGCGGGGGCUCUCUCCCCCAGCCUCGUGGGUGGAGACCUGCUCGUGUCCCAAGGGGUACACAGGCCAGUUCUGUGAGUCCUGUGCUCCAGGGUACAAGAGGGAGAUCCCACUGGGGGGUCCCUAUACCGACUGUGUCCCCUGCACCUGCAACCAGCACGGCACCUGUGAUCCCCACACAGGGAUCUGCCAGUGCGGCCAUCACACCGAGGGCCCCUCCUGUGAGCGCUGCUUGCCAGGUUUCUAUGGCAACCCCUUCGCAGGCCAGGCCGACGACUGCCAGCCCUGUCCGUGCCCCGGAGGGUCGGCCUGCACAGCCAUCCCAGAGAGCAGUGAAGUGGUGUGUACCCGCUGCCCCCUGGGCCAGAGAGGGCGACGCUGUGAGAUCUGUGAUGAUGGCUACUUCGGGGACCCUCUGGGGCUCUCUGGGGCUCCCCAGCCCUGCCAGCGGUGCCAGUGCAAUGGGAACGUGGACCCCAACGCUGUGGGCAAUUGCGACCCCCUGUCUGGCCACUGUCUACGUUGCCUGCACCACACGACCGGGGCCCACUGCGAACGCUGUCAGGACGGCUUCUACGGGAAUGCCCUCGCCCCUCGGCCUGCAGACAGAUGCACACCCUGCGGCUGCCACCCCGAGGGCUCCGUCAGUGAGCAGAGAACCUGUGACCUGGUGACCGGCCAGUGCCCCUGCCUGCCUCAUGUGAUGGGAAGGGACUGCGGCCACUGCAGCCCUGGCUUCUACGACCUCCAGGCCGGGAGGGGCUGCCGUAGCUGCACGUGUCAUCCGCUGGGCUCCCAGGAGGACCGGUGCCACUCCAAGACUGGGCAGUGCCCGUGUCGCCCGGGCGUUGAGGGCCAGGCCUGCGACAGAUGCCGGCUGGGUUUCUUUGGCUUCUCCAUCACGGGCUGCCGAGCCUGCAGGUGCUCCCCAUUGGGCGCCGCCUCGGCCCAGUGCCACAAGAACGGCACGUGCGUGUGCAAGCCUGGCUUCGUGGGCUACAAGUGUGACCGCUGUCAGGACAACUUCUUCCUUACGGCUGGUGGCACACGCUGUGAGGAGUGCCCGUCCUGCUACGCCCUGGUGAAGGAGGAGGCUGCCAAGCUGAAGGCCAGGCUGACCCUGAUGGAGGGGUGGCUGCAGGGGUCUGACUGUGGCCAGCCCUGGGAACCACUGCACAUUCUGCAGGGAGAGGCCCCACGGGGGGACGUCUACCAGGGUCACCACCUGCUGCAAGGAGCCCGGGAGGCCUUCCUGGAGCAGGUGACCGGCCUCGAGGGUGCAGUGAAGGCUGCGCGGGAGCAGCUGCGGGCGCUGAGCAGGGGUGCCCGCUGUGCCCAGGCCCAGGCAGAGAAGACCUGCAUCCAGCUGGCAGAGCUCGACGCAGCGCUGGAGUCCUCGGAAGAAGAGAUUGUGCAGGCGGCCAUCGUCCUCAAAUCUCUGGUGAUUCCUCAGGAAGGGUCCAGCCAGCCCACCACCUGGAGCCCCCUGGCCACAGAGGCCCGUGCCCUCGCCAGGAGCCACAGGGACGCCACUGCCAGGAUUGAAGCCACGGCUCAGAGGGCCCUGGUCGCCUCCAACACCAGCUAUGUGCUUCUCUGGAGUCUGCUGGAGGGCAGGGUGGCCUCGGAGGCCCAGCAGGACCUGGAGGACAGGUACCAAGAGGUCCAGGCGGCCCAGGAGGCGCUGGGCAGAGCUGUGGCACAGACACUGCCCGAAGCGGAGAGGGCACUGGCCGCCAUGCAGCGAGUCCGUGCAGACGCCGCCCUGGGCCUGGCCUCGCCAGCGGCCCCCUCAGCACUGCCUCAGAAGUCCCAGGUGGGGGCCCUGAGCCAGAAGGUGCAGGCCCUGGAGGAGACGGUCGCAUCCAGAGAGCGCCGGGUCACUGAGGCGGCCCAGACCCUCCGGGCCACCGCCCGGGCCAUGCUGCGCAAGAUCGAGCCCUUCACACAGCUACGCCAGGAGGCCAGAGACGCCCUGACCCAGGCUUCCUCAUCCGUCCAGGCAGCCACAGUGACUGUCACAGGAGCCAGGACCCUGUUGGCCGACCUGGAAGGAAUGAAGCGGCAGUUUCCGCAGCCCAGGGACCAGGCCGCGCUGGGGAGGAAGGCAGGCGUCGUCAGCGACAGGCUCCUCGUAGACUUGAAGAAGAAGACCAAGCAGGCGGAGAGGAUGCUGGGCAACGCAGCGUCUGUCUCCUGCAGCGCCAAGAAGAAGGGCAGGGAAGCCGAGCUGUUGGCCAAGGACAGUGCUAAGCUCGCCAAGGCCUUGCUCAGGGAAGGCAAGCAGGAACACCGCCGGGCAGGCCGGCUCUCCAGCCAGACGCGGGCGACGUUCCGACAGGCCUCCCGGCAGGUGCUCGCCUCACAGGCCCGUAGACGGGAGCUGGAGGACGCAGAGCAGAUGGGUGCCAGGCUGAAUUCCUUGGAACAGCAGAUCCGAGAAUCGCGUGCCUCCCUGGAGAGGGACGUCCAGGCCUUGUCGGAGCUGCUGUCCAGGCUGGGGUCGCUGGACACCCAUCAGGCCCCAGCCCAGGCCCUGAACGAGACCCAGUGGGCACUGGAGCGCCUGAGGCUGCAGCUGAGCCCGCCGGGGGCCCUGCAGGGGAAACUGAGGCUGCUACAGCAGGAGUCGGAGCAGCAGGAGCUGCAGAUCCAGAGCUUCGAGAACGACCUCGCUGAGAUCCGUGCCGACAAGCAGAACCUGGAGGCCAUUCUGCAUAGCCUGCCCCAGAGCUGUGCCAGUUGGCAGUGAGGGCCGCCCAGGACACCCCUCCCCCAACACUGUGGCCCUGGCCAGGGCAGGCACAUGCACCCCACAGGUGCACCCUUGCAGACACACCCCCCCAGAGCCUGCGGCUGUGUGCCCACCCCAAGGGAAUACUCACGUAGGCUUCCAAGUCCACAGCCACGUCCCCUCCGUGCCCGCCAGAGUCCGUGUACAUAUACAGUUCGCCCAGGCGGGCACUCCCAGGCCAUGAUGCGUACACAUGCACACCCCAGUGUCAGGAACACAUGCACACCUUGUGGGGACACGCCUGUGUGCACAAGGCACACACUUUCGCCAGUUCCUCUGUGCAUGUACACGUUCUACUCAGUUCACAGCCGGUUCCUGGGUACCCUUUCUGCCGCAUGCCCUCUGGAUGCUGGGGGGGGUAUGUUAAUUACCCUCCGGCACCUCCACGCUCACUCUUGCUUCUGAAGGCGAGGACCCAAGCAGAGUUGGUGCCUGAGAGGCUGAGGGGGCCAUCUGCAGGGAUCCAGGCUGGGCUGGGCAGGAGCCAGAGCCACCGGCCCCAGGGCUGCCCGUGGUCCUGCAGCAGGUCAUCCCAGGACACCUGCCCAUCGCCCACUCCACACAGCGGAGGGACCAGGCAGACCAAGAGAUGGAAGAUCCUCAGCAGCAGACAGGGGCAGGGGGCUCUCAGCAGGGGAGCUUGAGGCCCAGGGACCCCCAGGGCCGGGGUGCGGCCUCCUUGGUCCACCAGGAGGAUGGCCCAGCCCUGCACGGUUUUCACUGGUUUCCUGGAAUGCUUGGUCUCGGGAUCCUGGGAGUCGCCUGCCCUGGGCCCAGUGCUCCUUUCAGCCUGUGGCCUAGCCAGAGAGCUGAGCCUCAAGGGCCUUAGCAGGCCUGGGUCAGGGGGACUAGGGUGCUGGGGGAGCUCCUCUUUGGGACCCCAAGACCCCUGUCAGCCUUUGAUUGACACUGGCUCUGAGGCCCUGUGGCCGCACUUGCCACCUGGGAGGUCCCUGCUGGGUGUGGCAGCCUGGCUGUGGCUCCAGCCUGUCAUGCUGGGGAGCCCCCUGUGGUCAGGCCCCCUGCCAGCCUCUGCCCAGGAUUCCUGGCAUUUCCUCCCUGAGCUCCUCCCCAUUCCCGGGGCCCUCUUCCCACCGACAACAGGCCCUUGGCCCCGGGACCCCAGACCCAGGCCCCAGGAGCCCACCUCCCCUCCGGGGCUCUUCCUCCUGCAGGCGG